AGAAUAGGGGGCUAGCACCCCAAAUAAUGGCUUCCUGAUACAUUUUAAUAAAUCAAGCUAAGCAAAGGAAUUACCGGUGAGAGCCUCGCUGCUAAUACAUGAGGCCCAGCUGAAAAGAUGGACCUGAAUUUUUACUCGGAUUUAACGGACGGAACCGGGCAGCACGACGGUGAUCCGGAGUUCCUCGAUCCGCAUUCCUUCAAUGGAUUUGACACCGACAACAAGUUUCCUGGAGGCAGUGACAACUACCUGACCAUUUCAGGGUCCGGCCAUCCCUUCCUCUCUUCUUCUGAGACCUUCCACACCCCCAGCCUUGGCGAUGAGGAGUUUGAGAUCCCCCCCAUCUCUCUGGACCCUGACUCGGCUCUGACCGGGUCUGACGUGGUGUCUCAUUUUGGGGAGUUGUCGGACACUGGGCCCUCCGACAGCAUGGUGGUACCUGGAAAUGCGGUGGUGGAGGGAGACGACCCGUCCUUCGCCUCCACUUACGUCAGCGCCCCCUCCCAGGGCCUGGAUCACCUGAGUCUGGGGGUCAUGAGCCAGUCUGGAGGAAGUGCUCUGUUGGGGUCCUCUCUGGGGAUGGAUCUGGGACAUCCCAUGAGCUCUCAGUUCAGCAGCUCGUCUCCAGUGACCAUUGAUGUCCCACUGGGGGACAUGGGCCAGGGCUUACUGGGCUCCAACCAGCUGACCACCAUCGACCAAUCAGAGCUCAGCGCUCAGCUGGGACUCGGUCUGGGAGGAGGGAACAUCCUGCAGAGACCCCAGUCCCCUGACAACCCUUUAUCGGCUACCGCGUCUCCCACCAGCUCACUCCAAGAUGAUGACAUGGACGACUUCAGACGGAGUGUACUAGUUGAGUCUCCAGUUUCUCUGGCUGUAUCCCCUGGAGUCAUCUCCCUGGACCCCUCUCUGUCCGACUCCCUGGUCUCUGCCGCGUCUUCCAGCAUGUCCUUGUCCGUUGGACGGAAAGGAGGGCCAGCAGGAGGGAAGAAAGGGAGGAAGAAGAAAGACCCCAAUGAGCCCCAGAAACCUGUGUCGGCCUACGCGCUGUUCUUCAGGGACACACAGGCAGCCAUUAAGGGACAAAACCCCAACGCUACGUUUGGAGAGGUGUCCAAGAUCGUGGCGUCCAUGUGGGACAGCCUGGGGGAGGAACAGAAACAAGUUUACAAAAGGAAAAACGAAGCUGCAAAGAAGGAAUACCUGAAAGCUCUGGCAGAAUACAGGCAAGGCAAAGUUUCCCAGGCCCCCAUUGAAGUUAUGGACACCUCCCCGUCGCCUCCACCUCCACCUGCAGCUCCCGUUGUCGUGGCCACGCUCCCAACCACUACUCCAACCAGUCGCCCCACCCGAUCGCAGCACUACAACCCCGAGGAGAACACCAUCACCAACAUCUGCACUUCCAACAUCAUUCUGGACAUCCCUCAGGUCACCACGCGCUCUCGCACCGGCGCCAUCAAGCCUCAGCCUCCCCCCGCCAGCACUACUCCACCCAGCCUCCCCACUGUCACCAAGAUAAUCAUCAAACAGACUCAGCUGCCUUCGGGCGCCAUGUCCGUCACCUCCACUGCCACCACCUCUGCCCGCCAGCCGCCGCCGCUGCAGCAGAUGCAGAGCAACCCUCCCCCGCCCCGGUUGCAGCAGAUGGUGCACGCUCAGGCUCCACCCCCUCUCCAGGCCAAACCACGGGGUGGAGGCACAGCGUCCGCUAGUGCCCCGCCUCCACUGCAGAUCAAGGUCGUCCCGCCAGCGCGGCAGUCCAAUCUUUCCACGCCGAUCAUUGUGACGUCUACUGGUGAAGCACCUGCCUCCGUCCCAUCCUCAGGUGUGGCGGUGGAGGUGGGGCAGCCAGAUGCUUUGGUGGUGUCAGGAGAAGACGGGAUGGAGGUGGAGGUAAACGUGGCCUCUGGUCCAGGUGUGACCCCCGCAGCUGGUCCCAACAUCUGUGUACGAGCCGGCUGCACCAACCUGGCUGUGGAGAGCAAAGACUGGGACAUGGAGUACUGCAGCAACGAGUGUGUCGCCACACACUGCAGAGACGUGUUCAUGGCCUGGCGCGCCAUCCGAGGACAGAACUCCACCACGGUCACAUAGGAAACGGACACGUGCACAAGAACAAUGCAAACGAACACGAACGGCUGUCUCAGGUGUUGGAACGUAUGCUUCAUUCUUCCCUCAUGCUCGGAUCGUCUCGGGGACAAGAACAAAGACCUCACAGGAAGUGGACCAGGAAGCUUCCUGCGGCUCUCCUACUCCUUUGUUUUAAGCACUGUUGGUCGUAGCGAUGCUCGCUCGGAGAGGCGGAUGGCCGUGCUGCUGCGGGUGUUUCUUAUUGAUUAUGUGAUGUAAAAUUAAACCCUGGACUUGAUAACAAAAGAACAUUUUUAUGAACUUUGUGGUGUUUUUAAUCGUGUAAAAUGAAAACAAAAACCUCCAGGAGGAAACUCGUUGAUGGACAUAUUUUAUUCAUUUAAAAAAUUGUCAACGCAUAUGUGUGUGUGUGUGUGUGUGUGUGUGUGUGUGCGCGUCCCCUUCCUUUAGCUGUUAUCCUGAGGAAUGAUCAUUCUGAUUUGUUUUUUGCGUCGAUGGGGACUGGAUUUGGACCUGAGAGCACAAAUCAUCUAAAAUCUUUGGUUUUGAGAAUUAAAUCUGUUAAAGAAGAGCUACAGAAUGAGGAGAAUUAGCCACCGCCAGAUUAAAUCAGUUUACCACCUAGAAAAUUAGGAUUCUUCAUUAAAACAGGUGCUACCAUCUCUGCUCCCCACCUUUUCUGCUACACUCAAGCUCUUGGAUUAACACGGUGCAGAUUGCUGCUCUGUGAGGAAUAUUCAUCAGAGCCUCAAAUUAGAAUGAAUGAAUUUAACACCAGCUCUGCUGCUUUUAAAGAGAAAAUACUGUAAAACCUUUGUGUGAAUUAAGGAAUACGUUGGGGAUUGAAUAAAUACGAUUUUUUUCAACCAAAUAAAGAUAAAAUGAUGGUGGGGUCUGUUACAAAUGAAAUGUUUUAAUAAUGAAAUAAAAUGUUUUAUGUUGUCAUAUUAA
Nothobranchius furzeri (turquoise killifish) is the source of this 3042-nucleotide messenger RNA. RefSeq names its product TOX high mobility group box family member 4 b (gene tox4b). NCBI's taxonomy places the organism in Eukaryota, Metazoa, Chordata, Actinopteri, Cyprinodontiformes, Nothobranchiidae. Gene Ontology annotation, molecular function: chromatin DNA binding. Gene Ontology annotation, cellular component: nucleus. Gene Ontology annotation, biological process: regulation of transcription by RNA polymerase II. The record is from RefSeq and is a predicted model, not a curated record.